Aegilops tauschii subsp. strangulata is the source of this 1474-nucleotide messenger RNA. RefSeq names its product transcription termination factor MTERF8, chloroplastic-like. Gene Ontology annotation, molecular function: double-stranded DNA binding. Lineage: Eukaryota; Viridiplantae; Streptophyta; Magnoliopsida; Poales; Poaceae. The record is from RefSeq and is a predicted model, not a curated record. Gene Ontology annotation, biological process: regulation of DNA-templated transcription.
UGUCAAUGUGAGAGAGACUGACCCACGGCUUCCCCUAGCUCCCUCCCUCCCUCGCCGCCGGCGCCGCCAUGCUCCGGCGCCGAGGCCGCGUCCUCAUCCAGAUGCUCUCCUCUCCAUCCGCCUCCACCAGCUCCCCUCUCCACCGCCUCAUAUCCGCCACCCGACCACAGGUAAACGCGCGGAGCAGCAUCCUCUCCUCUCCCCGCCGCCUCCUCUCCGGUGCCACAGCCCCCGUCGUCUCCCCGAACCCUAGCUUCGCCGUGGAGGAGUACCUCGUCUCCACCUGCGGCCUCACCCGACCGCAGGCACUCAAGGCCUCCCCCAAGCUCGCCCACCUCAGGUCCGCCGCCAACCCGGACGCCGUCCUCGCCUUCCUCGCCGGCCGUGGCCUCUCCGGCGCCGACGUCGCCGCCCUCGUCGCCAAGGACCCCAAGUUCCUCUGCGCCGGCGUGGACAAGGGCCUGUCCCCCAUCGUCGCGGGGCUCUCCGGCCUCGGUUUGUCAGAUCCCGAGAUGGCGCGCCUCCUCUCGCUCGCCCCACACAAAUUCCGCUGCAGAUCCAUCGUCGCCAAGCUGCACUACUACCUGCCCCUCUUCGGCGGCUCCUUGGAGAAGCUGCUCCGGGCCAUCAACUUCAACACCAACCUCCUCUGCUGCAAGAGGAGGGUGGAGCCCAACGUCGCGUUCCUGCGCGAGUGCGGGCUGGGUGAUGGCGACAUUGCCAAGCUGUGCAGCUCGAUACCGAGGAUGGUCACCGCCAACAUGGAGCGUGUUCGGACAAUGGUGGCGUUGACCGAAGGCCUCGGCGUGCCCCGGGGGUCCGGAAUGUUCAGGCAUGCUCUGAGUGCCGUCGCAUUCCUCGACGAGAAGAAGAUCACAGCCAAAGUGGAUCACCUGAAGAAGACGGUCGGGUGGUCGGAUGCUGAGGUGAGCAUUGCUCUCCCUAAGGCACCGUUUCUGCUCGCCAAGUCGAACGAAUCGCUGCAGCAUGGGUCCGAGUUCCUCGUCUCUGAGGUUGGGUUGGAACCGGCGUACAUUGCUCGUCGGCCGGUACUGCUCUGUUACAGCCUAGAGGGCCGGAUGAGACCCCGGUACUACGUUGUAAAGUUUCUCAAGGAAAAUGGAUUGCUCAAGCGCGACCCCAGCUACUAUACUGUUUUCAAGGAGACCGAGAGGUAUUUCGUGGAGAAGUUCAUAUGCCCUCACAAGGAAGCUGCACCAUACCUCGCUGAAGACUAUGCUGCCGCUUGCAGAGGGGAAGUGCCCGCUAGAUUUAGAUUUACAUGAACCAAGAAUUCUGAGUAAUAUAUGUAGAAUCGCGAUGUAGUUCUUAAGCCAGCUAUGUUUUGGUCAUUAUUUUGUAGUGGAGAAGAACAUACAUGUUUUCUGAAGAUUUAUGUGGCUUUCUAAAAUCUAUCCUUUGAUUAUGUACUGAUUUCUCCUUUGUGGCAUGCUAAUCAGAAGAUUACUUUAUA